Notechis scutatus (mainland tiger snake) is the source of this 2859-nucleotide messenger RNA. NCBI's taxonomy places the organism in Eukaryota, Metazoa, Chordata, Lepidosauria, Squamata, Elapidae. The record is from RefSeq and is a predicted model, not a curated record.
AUGUCUGGAACCCUGUUUGCCCCUUCAAGUACAUCUACAGGCUCAGUGGACUCUGAAGAAAUUUACAGGACACGGCUGUUAUCUCAGCAAACCGGAGAUGUGUUUACAAUACCCUCUGCUAAGUCCAGCUCUAGACCAACCACCAAGUCACUUCCUUCUCAAAAUAUAGACAGGCUGUUGGAACAAAAUCCAUUCAAAAUCCCUGCAGAUGUUGAUAUUUUUUUGCUGAGAGAUAAACAGAAAGAAAAGGCCAGGAUGGAGCGAGAGCGACGGAAGACUUUGAAAGUCCACGAGAAGAUGACUUGCUCUACUCUGCAGAGUUCCAAACAGUCAGGAUUCAAGAGAGCGAUCCAAAUGGAAGAAGAAGCUGAGGACAAGGAGUUAGCAGCAGAAGCCGAACGACUCAAAAUGCUCAGAGAAAGCAUCUCCUGGAAGAUAGCAGUUACUAAAGACCAGGUUGUAGAGAGAGAGACCAUGCAUGAUUACAUCAAUCAGAAACGGCAGAUGUUCUUGCUGCAGUACGCUGUAACUGUGAAAAAAGAUGAAAUUCAGAAGCUGGAAAAUCUGGCAGUGGAAGAAGAAGCAAGGCUGGAAAAAGCUGAGGAAGACUUGGAAAAGGACGCUGCCAUGUUUGAUGAGUUCCUGAAAGAGAAUGACAGAAACUCUGCCCUGGCUCUGAAAAUUGCUGAAAAAGAAACCAAAGCAAAACUGGAGAAAAUAAUUGAGAUCCGAGAAUUGACAGCGCAAAUGAUGAACAUCCAAAGUGAGAUAGCCCGAUUUGAGGACACUUUGCAGGAGUAUGUGGUGUUCAAGGAUUUCCUCUACCAACUAUCUCCCAAAGAAUGGCGGGAAGAACGUGAAAGACGGCGGAUGAAAGAAAAGGCAAAUAAAUUCAAUUCUGACAAUAAAGAGGAAAAAUCAGUACAGUCAAAAGGAAAGGAUGUUCAAGAAUCUCAAGACAAGGGCCGACGUCGAAUAGCAAGCACAACAAAACAUUCUAGUUUUGACAUCAGUAAUGUAGAACCUUCCACUUCUAGAACGCCAAGCCAAAUUUUGUCUAGAAAGGAAUCUUUCAAAUUAAGCCGAGUAUCUUCUAGGCAGACUCUAAAGUCCCAACAAAGCAGAAAGCCGAGUGUGCAGAUUGCCCCAUCAGAAGAAAAAAUUAGUUCAGAAUUAUCUGAUGAAGAAGAUGAUGAGGUACCCGAAUUAUACUUUACAGAUCCACACCAGCUGCUGCAGCUUUUCACAGAGCUGGAAGAACAGAACUUGUCUCUGAUUCAGAAUUCUCAGGAGACAGAGGAAACCUUGGAUGAGCUCCGGCACACUUUGGAAAACACACGCAAUAAAAUGGAUCGUGAAAUAGAACAACUGAAAAUGCUUGCUGUCACUCUGCAAGCCAACAUCGUUAAAGAGGAGGAGACAGCAGCAGACCUGGAACUUAAAGCACGCGUCUUUUCUUUUGGGGAGUACAAAGCCGAUGUUCAGGACAAAAUGUUGGUGAGCUUGCAUCGAAAGGUAUUGGAAGUCUAUCGCCGCUGCAUUGGAGAGAAUGAGGCAAACCUGGGAACCUUGCAGAUGCUUACUGUUAUAGAACACCAGUUAGAUGACUUACUAGAAUGCCUUGAGAGAGUCCCUCCAGGAAAGAUAGAACAAGCUGAGAAAGCCAAAGAGAAAGAGCGAAGAAUGAGGAUGAGAGAAGAAAAGAUCAGGCAGCAGAGACAAUUGCAGGAAGAGAGGCUGCAGCGGGCCCUGGCAAGAGCACAAGCUGAUGUUAAGAAGAAGACUGGCAGAAGAUUAAUUUUUCGUUCUGAGCCUCCCGCUUUCAAGGAGAAAGAAGAUGAGGAUCAGGGGCUGAUCGAUAAAGAAAAAGAAGAGCUGCUCUAUUACUUUACUUAGCCGUCGAAAGUUGCAAGACAUUAUGAAGCAUACAGCAAAUGACAAACUAACAAGAGAAUAUUCCAACAAUACUCUGUAAAUUUGGGGAGAAAGCUAGUCUAUCCUAAGUAUAGUGAUAUACAGUAGAUCAAAAUAUGGAUGACAUCUUUUCAUAGUUGUAAAAUCAUUUUUGGGGGUCAGUAAAUUAACUUAGUGAUAGAAAACAUCUACCAGUGAUCAAAGAUCACAGACUAACCUAAAGUCUUGCAGCUAGGAAAAUAGAUAGAGCAGUGACAAGUACAAAUUUCUUUUUAAAAAAUUCAAUCUUCAAGAUCAGAUUCAUUUUUUUUUGUAAUUAAGCAGGUUGUAUGGAUAUAACAAAAAUAAAGUUGAAAUGAAGAAACUGAACAUUAAUUAAUUUUAUUAGUCUUUUUAACUCAGUGAUUAUAAAUAUCCAUUGCCAGCAAUGGACUUUGCCAGAAUAAAUCUAAUGCUUGCUCUCAAGCAAUUAGGAAUUUACAAUGAGUUAAAACUGAGUAUAUAAACUUCAUAAAAGAACACAUUUGUCUGUCCACAGAAGCAAUUACUUAUUCUUCAAUAAGCAAGACUCUGUAAAGCAGAAGCACCACAACAAAUGGAUACAAUUCACACUCUUACCAAGUUAGGGAUCCUCUUUGGGUUAAAAAGAACAGUGGUCUGCCUUAUACAUGCUUUGACAAAAAUGUAGGUCACACCUACUGUGGAAACCACAAAAUGUUUUUUUGACUCAAAGAAAAGGUAUGAGGAAUGAACAGGCUUCUUAUGGUCCACCUAUUUAAUCUAAAUCUACCUCUGUGUCUUUAUGACAGACAGAUGUGCUUGCAAUCCAGUUUAUAGAGGAUCACUAUCACAGUAAGUGUGUGAAUUAUUCCACUGAGUUUUUGAGGUGAGAAUUGUUUAGGGCAAAAUGCCCCCAAUUUCUCUUUAAAACUGAACCUCGGUGAU